This is a messenger RNA of Abrus precatorius (Indian licorice), 744 nucleotides long. RefSeq lists its product as uncharacterized. Bases 1 to 744 code for a protein of 247 amino acids. The record is from RefSeq and is a predicted model, not a curated record. The transcript has 3 exons. Lineage: Eukaryota; Viridiplantae; Streptophyta; Magnoliopsida; Fabales; Fabaceae.
AUGCGUCUGGUCAUGCAGGGGGUAUUUGGUGUUUAUGGGAUACUGAUAGCUGGAAGCCCCCAAGCCUUAUCAAGACGUGAUCUUUGGUAUAACUUAAAGAACAUUGCCCAAUCAGUGUCUUCUCAACCUUGGUGCUUGGUUGGUGACUUCAAUGCUACUUUGAAUAGUUGGGAUCAUAAAGGUAGAUCGAGGGAUACUCAGAAUCUUGUUUGUCCUUUAUUUCAAGCCUUUAUGAGAGAUUGUAACCUCGUGGAUGCUGGCUUUGUUGGCUCCCUUUUACCUGGAAACGUGGACCUCCCAAAUGUUGUUCGUAAUUUAUGGAAUGAGGCAUCUCCAUGGAAUACUAAUUUGACUACCCUGCAGGAUGGAUUAAGAGAUUGGAACCAAAAUGUCUUUGGUAAUAUCUUCAAGCGAAAAAAGGAAAUUAUGAAGUGGCUUGAUGGUAUAUCUAGGAGUCUCUCACAUGGCCCUAAUGUAUAUUUGGAAGGCCUUCAACAAAGGCUUUGGAAGGACUAUGAGAAAAUCCUGUUGCGUGAGGAGCUUCUUUGGUUCCAAAAGUCUAGGUGUAAGUGGUUACAGUUUGGGGAUAAGAAUAGUAAAUAUUUUCAUGGGACUACUAUAGUGAGACGUAAAAAGAAUAAAAUUGAAAGUUUGCAAGCUGAUGAUGGGAGCUUGAUUAUUGAUGGUUAUGCGUUGGAACAUCAUGCCCUUAACUACUUACAAGGACGAAGAUCUAGCAAUUGA